UGGAGUCACGAGUUGUUUGGGAGAACACCGGGUGUGAUUCUCUGGGUGUACUCGGUUCCCCUGGGAGACUUGCUCCCAUAUUAGUGUAUUCUGCCUGCCUCAUUGAGGAGUUCCUGCCGCCCUCCUCUCACGCUUUCUGUUCUGGCUGUGUCAGUAUGACCCUGGCUGUGUAACCCCCUGUUACCAUGGAAACCGGGGGCAGCGAGCGGACCCCACUGCUGGGAGCUCGGUCGGAGAGCUCGGCCUUUGCUGACCGACGCCUGGCAUGCUUCGCCGUGCUGCUGUCCGAGCUGCUGGAGAGAGUGGCUUUCUACGGCAUCACCUCCAACCUGCUGCUCUUCCUCAAUGGGCCCAUGUACAACUGGGAGGGCACCCAGGCCAGCCAGGCCCUGCUGCUCUUCAUGGGCAUCUCCUACCUGGUGUCUCCGUUCGGGGGCUGGCUGGCGGACGCCCUGGCUGGCAGGUUCAAUACCAUCUUGGUCAGCAUGCUUAUCUACCUGGUCGGCAUGCUCACCUUCCCCAUGAUCACCUACCCGGCCACCCGAGACAGCUUCUGCGGAGACUUCCACCUGGAGGACAUCGGGAACUGCAGCACCCCUGCCAAUGCCAGCACGGCCCGGACAUGCAGGGAGAGGAGCACCAUGUACUGUGCCCCGGUGGUUUUUGUAGGAUUGGUAAUCGUGGGGCUGGGUGUGGGCUCAGUCAAGGCAAACAUCACUCCCUUUGGAGCAGACCAGGUAAAAGAUCGUGGACCAGAGGCAACACGUAGAUUUUUCAACUGGUUCUAUUGGAGCAUUAACUUGGGAGCAAUUAUCUCACUUGGUGGAAUUGCCUAUGUUCAGCAAAAUGUUGGAUUCCUUAUAGGAUACAUCAUUCCUGCAACUUGCAUUGGUGUUUCAUUUUUGGUGUUCUUGUGUGCACAAUCAUUCUUUGUUACUAAGCCUGCUGAUGGCAGCGCCUUCACGGACAUGUUCAAAAUUAUUGCGUAUUCCUGCUGUUCCAGGAAGCGGUCUACAAGCAACCAAACAAGCAUCCAGAGCAAUGGUUCAUAUCAACAGCCGAAGAAUAAAAGUAUUCUGGACCUUUCAAAGUCAUCAAAUGGAGGGCCCUUUAGGGAAGAUAAAGUAGAAGAUGUAAAAGCCCUUGUAAAGAUUAUUCCAGUCUUCUUGGCAUUGAUUCCUUACUGGACUGUAUAUUUUCAGAUGCAAACUACUUAUGUUCUUCAGAGUCUUCACCUGAAAAUACCACAGUUCUUUAAUAGUAAAGACCAUACUUUCCCAGCAGCGUGGCUCACCAUGUUUGAUGCUGUGCUUAUAUUGAUCCUGAUUCCAUUAAAAGAUAAGUUAGUGGAUCCAGUGCUGAAAAAGAAAGGCCUUUUGCCAUCAUCCCUAAAGAGGAUUGCAGUUGGAAUGUUUUUUGUAAUGUGUUCUGUGCUAGCUGCAGGUAUUCUGGAAAGUAAACGAUUGACAAUUGUGAAACAAAGCGAACCAAUUCCACAGAGGAUUGGGAAUGUGACCUAUUUUGCUGCAGAUCUGGCCAUUUGGUGGCAGCUACCCCAAUAUCUUCUUAUUGGAGUCAGUGAAAUAUUUGCAAGCAUAGCAGGAUUGGAAUUUGCCUAUUCAUCUGCUCCUAAAACCAUGCAAAGUGCUAUUAUGGGCCUUUUCUUUUUCUUCUCUGGUGUUGGCUCUUUUGUGGGUUCUGGACUUCUUGCCUUGGUGUCCACACCAGCAAUUGGAUGGAUGAGCAGCCACUUAGAUCUAGGCAACAUUAAUGACUGCCAUUUGAACUUUUAUUUCUUCUUGCUAGCUGCUAUCCAAGCAGUAACACUCAUAGUCUUCCUUAUUAUUUCUGUGAAAUUUGAACGCCAACAGUCCAGAACAAAUGGAAAAAUAUAACUACUGGUGAAAACUGCCAUUUUUACUCUUAAACAGGAGUAUAAUUACUGAUAGCCUGAAAAAUAGAUUCCCCUUGAUCUGUAUUCUUAAGUGCAUCAAUCUAUUGUGCAUCAUUUUUAAUGGACGCAAUGGGCACGCUGAUCUUUUGAUUUUUGUUUUGAAGGUAACAAGCAUUGCAUUACUUGAUCCAGCAGGACAAUUUCAUGCUUCUGUGCCUUCAGGCCACAUGUGUCAGUCCUAUAAGUCUGAGAAAUGUUUUCAUUUGAAUUUGGGCUGCUGUUUGGCUAUUAUAGGUUACAUCACAAAACUGUUUGUUAGACUGAGUUGAAAUAUUAUUACAGCAAGAUUACAACUAGAUAGUUUCGAUUUAAUAUUUGCUGAAUUAGACUCUUGUAUGUCCUUCCCUUAUAUUAACAUCAUAUGCCAGUGGGUCAGAUCCCAUUAAAACAAUAUAUUUCUGCCAUAGCCUGGACUUCGUAGGCUUCGGCAUCUUUAUUCUUCAUGUUUCCUAUGAUCAAAAUUUGUCCCAAAAUGUAUUUUUAUUUUCUCCAGGUAAAUAAUUAUUUUCAGAAUAUAAAUAUUUUCUCAAAUACAUAACGUAGCACAACAGAUUAUUGCUGACUGAGUCAAGAGUCACACAUCUUCAUGAACAAUACUUUCCACAGUGUUUUGCCUUAAGAAAAUGUUACUUUUUUUGCAAGUAUUUGUCAGAAAUAUUUUUUGGAGUUAAGGCUUUGCUUUUUAUUCUGAAAAUAAUCUGAUGGUUUAUAGAAGUGUGUCAAAUUGAAUUUUGAAACGUUUUUUUUCUUUCUUUUAUUUAUUAAACAAAUUGUGUAUUAUUUAGUACAGAUGUGUUAAGUGAUGCAUUAGCGAUCUGGAUUAGCGAUCUGGAUAAACACUACUUGAAGGAGUAUGUCUUCAAUGCGCAAUACUGAAAUAUUUGCCACAUAUUUCCUUGUGUGUAGUGAGUAAUAAUUAGCACAUUUGUUACCAGUACUAAACGAAUAUGUAAUGUUGGUUCAACAAAAGAUCAACGGUAUAUUUGUCCUCUAGUGAUUUACACCUUCCUAGUAGCAAACUCUGAGAUGGCUUGAUUAGCAAAGCUCUUUGCUUUCUUAACACUGCUACAUGAUGUCUAUCUUGGAUAAACCGUUUCUGAUGGUUGGCCUUGCAUCUGCUGAAUAUUCUUAUUGAUGAGUGAUGUCCUUCAGUCAAUUCCAGAAUGUUGUUACAAUUAAAAAAUAAACUGAUGGGUCACUAAUUAAAGUGUCACUGUUUGCCCAGUAUUGAAAUAGAAAACAUUUCCCAAAAUACCAUAUUUGGUUCUCACUCUUGUGCUGAAUAUGAAAUAUGCAAAAACUGUUGAGUCGAUUGAAGGUAUGGUGGGGGUGAUCAUUGUUUUGUUUCCUUGUGUAAUAAUUUAUAUUCUACUCAUGUUAUAUAAGUAUUUUCCCUCUAUCAACUGCUUUGAUAAUUAUAUGGUGAUUGUUGGAAAAUUGUUACUAUAGAGAUGCCCUCUAUCCAAAUUGUAAUCCAUACUGGAUAUGUUCUCUUCCAUUUAUUUUAAUGGACCUAAUUUUCCUGAAAUUACCACACUUUAUAUCCAUGCACCCCGCAUCUAAAACAAAUUUGAAGAUGAAUUUACUAACAUCAUUUAGGCAGGUUGUGGAUUUUGCUGAUUGAUUUUUAUCUUGCCAGUGUUUUGACGCAUUCCUGCUUGAUGAUUUGCACAUACAGUGUAAAUGCUGCAGAUUGCCUAUUUUAUUGCAGAUAUAUAAUAUAUUGUACUUUGAACAACCUUUUUCUUUUCGCCUUGUGUAACCAUUUCAAAAAAUAAAAUAUUUUUUAAUUUGUAA
Molecule: messenger RNA, 3751 nt
Organism: Pelobates fuscus (common spadefoot toad)
Lineage: Eukaryota; Metazoa; Chordata; Amphibia; Anura; Pelobatidae
Gene: SLC15A4
Product: solute carrier family 15 member 4
Exons: 8
Coding region: 186-1895 (569 amino acids)
Biological process (GO): dipeptide import across plasma membrane
Cellular component (GO): membrane
Molecular function (GO): dipeptide transmembrane transporter activity
Source: RefSeq, a predicted model, not a curated record